Messenger RNA from Colletotrichum phormii, 901 nucleotides. RefSeq lists its product as uncharacterized. Lineage: Eukaryota; Fungi; Ascomycota; Sordariomycetes; Glomerellales; Glomerellaceae. The record is from RefSeq and is a predicted model, not a curated record. Bases 1 to 579 code for a protein of 192 amino acids. The transcript has a single exon.
AUGGGAUACAGCUACUACCUACCCAAGGUCCAGGGAAAUGAUGAGCAGCACAAGCAUCAUUGGAUCACAGCAGUUGUCUGGCUGGCUGUCGAUAAGUGUUCUGAUGAUAUCGCCAACUUCUCGCCCCGUGGUGUCGCGUACUCGACGAAUCCACAAGGCGCUUUCGACACCACACACACCACCAAUACCCUGUUCGUCAGUUGGGAGAACUCAGUAACAGCAACACGCCCUAUUCUAGCUUACGACGCCGGAGUCCCUCUUUUGCCUUCUGCCAAUGGCCCCGAAGGAGCCUUGAGCCCUCCCCUCGUCGCUUGGGAUCGCCUUCCGGCGGCGGCGAAACAACAACUCGACGGCAUCCGAUAUGAGCACACCAGAGUCCCCUUCAGCGAUGCAAACUUCCAGGGGACUCUCGACUCUGCCUACAGCGGUACUUUCUUCACUGGCGUUGGUCCAGAUGGUACAGAUUGUGGUGAUGAUACACCUUCGCAGGAUGAGAUUGAUCCCGAUUUCGGAGAGCCGGUCCCUUCGUCGACUGCGGUGCCUGAGCCCGAGCCCGAAGCAACCGGUAUUUCUAGGUGAAGAGUUGGACCAGUGAGGACAUAAAGAUGGAAUUCAAGCCGUAAGCCAUCUUGAAGGCAGAAGAGUGUACCAGUCUACCAUUUCUUUAUAGUGGCUACUUAAUCAAUACUGCCCGUACAAUGGUGUUUCCAGGGUUUCGAUGUCAUCCAUGGUUUCUUAGAAGGGUCCGUCUGUGUUACGGCCUGGACUUGCGGAUGGAGCUUGAGAAUGUUGUAGCCAGGUGUAGAAUUCGCAUGUGUGAUGUCAAUUAUUGGGACAAAUCAUGAUGUGAAAAGGACUCAUGGAAAUAGACAGAUAUCAGCAAGAAACAGUUUACCUUCUU